Messenger RNA from Paraglomus brasilianum, 300 nucleotides. NCBI's taxonomy places the organism in Eukaryota, Fungi, Glomeromycota, Glomeromycetes, Paraglomerales, Paraglomeraceae. The record is from the annotation of a GenBank genome assembly.
AACUGGAUUACCAAUGAAAAGGCUAAACAUAAGCCUACAGCACCAAGAAGACCAACAACACGGACACGCAUUCAGACAACGAAACGUGCGCUGUCGGGAUAUAAUGUUUUUAUGAAAGAGUUUUUCCAAAAAACUAAUAUCGAUGAUUAUUUGAAGGAACACACAGACAUUAUCAUCGAAGGCCUUGAAGGGCUCAAAAAGACGAAUCGGAUUGCUGGAUAUGCAUGGCAUAAUCUAAGCGCUAGCGAAAAGGAUCGUUAUAGGGAACGGGCCAAUCAGUUGGCUCAAAAAAUUAAGAUG